Molecule: messenger RNA, 2288 nt
Organism: Coffea eugenioides
Lineage: Eukaryota; Viridiplantae; Streptophyta; Magnoliopsida; Gentianales; Rubiaceae
Product: ruBisCO large subunit-binding protein subunit alpha
Exons: 8
Coding region: 180-1949 (589 amino acids)
Biological process (GO): protein refolding
Molecular function (GO): ATP-dependent protein folding chaperone; ATP binding
Source: RefSeq, a predicted model, not a curated record
AGAAUCUUCUGGAAACUCCUCACUCUCUCUAUAACCCCCUAAUAAGCCCUAGUAGAAAUCGUCACCAAACGAAUCCCACUUUUGCUCGUUUUACAUUCCCUCGCCCCUUAUCCGUUCACAAACACCCAAGAGAACCCACCCUAGCGAUUCAUCAAGAGCUUACCCAAAAUCUUGGUGAAAUGGCAUCAACCAAUGCUGUUUGCACUGCCUCAAUCCUGUCCACUCCCUCAAAACAGGGAGGUUUGAGGGGAACGAGGAUGAACCAAUUGCAGGGGCAGAAGGUUAACUACAAGCCCACAAAAAGCAGGCUUGUAGUCAGGGCUGCAGCUAAAGAAAUUGCCUUUGACCAGAAUUCCAGGAUUGCCCUUCAAGCUGGAAUUGAUAAGCUUGCUGAUGCUGUUGGUCUUACUCUUGGUCCCAGGGGAAGGAAUGUGGUAUUGGAUGAAUUUGGAGCUCCCAAGGUGGUUAAUGAUGGUGUGACUAUUGCUCGAGCUAUUGAGUUGCCUAAUGCCAUGGAAAAUGCUGGUGCUCAAUUGAUUAGGGAGGUUGCAAGCAAGACGAAUGAUUCUGCUGGUGAUGGAACAACUACUGCAUCAGUUCUCGCUCGUGAAAUUAUUAAGCUUGGUUUGCUGAGUGUUACUUCUGGUGCCAAUCCAGUUUCUGUGAAGAAAGGCAUUGAUAAAACUGUACAAGGUUUGAUUGAUGAGCUAGAGAAAAAGGCCAGGCCAGUUAAAGGUCGUGAAGAUAUCAAAGCCAUUGCUACUAUCUCUGCUGGAAAUGAUGAAACUAUUGGAAUCAUGGUUGCUGAUGCAAUUGACAAGGUUGGACCUGAUGGUGUCUUGUCCAUUGAGUCAUCCUCUUCCUUUGAGACAACAGUCGAUGUGGAGGAAGGAAUGGAGAUUGAUAGGGGAUACAUCUCUCCACAAUUUGUUACCAAUCCUGAGAAACUAAUUGUUGAGUUUGAGAAUGCACGGGUAUUGGUCACAGAUCAGAAGAUCUCUGCUAUUAAGGACAUAAUUCCAUUGUUGGAGAAAACAACGCAGAUAAGGGCACCUCUACUCAUUAUUGCUGAAGAUGUCACUGGAGAGGCUUUGGCCACUCUAGUUGUUAACAAGCUUCGAGGUAUCCUGAAUGUUGCUGCUAUCAAAGCUCCUGGGUUUGGUGAAAGAAGAAAAGCCCUUCUUCAAGACAUCGCUAUUGUAACUGGAGCUCAGUUCCUAGCUCAAGACUUGGGACUGCUUAUUGAGAAUGCUACAGUUGAACAAUUGGGUACUGCGAGAAAGGUGACGGUCACUAAGGAGUCAACAAUCAUCAUUGCUGAUGCUGCAUCAAAGGAUGAGAUACAGGCUAGAAUUGCACAGAUAAAAAGGGAGUUGGCUGAGACUGAUUCAAUAUACGAUUCUGAGAAACUUGCUGAGAGGAUUGCUAAAUUGUCUGGUGGUGUUGCAGUUAUUAAGGUUGGUGCUGCGACAGAGACUGAGCUUGAAGACCGCAAACUCCGAAUUGAAGAUGCCAAGAAUGCUACAUUUGCUGCUAUUGAGGAAGGUAUUGUUCCUGGUGGAGGGGCUGCCUUAGUUCAUUUGUCAACUUCCGUUCCUGCAAUUAAGGACAAACUUGAAGAUGCUGAUGAGCGGCUAGGGGCUGAUAUCGUGCAAAAGGCACUAGUGGCACCUACAUCUUUGAUAGCUACAAAUGCUGGAAUUGAAGGAGAGGUGGUUGUUGAGAAGGUGAAGUCUUGUGACUGGGAACUCGGCUAUAAUGCGAUGACGGACAAGUAUGAGAAUCUAGUAGAUGCUGGUAUAAUUGACCCUGCUAAGGUGACAAGAUGUGCAUUGCAGAAUGCAGCUUCAGUUGCAGGAAUGGUUCUUACUACACAGGCCAUCGUUGUGGAAAAGGCCAAACCCAAGGCCCCUGUAGCUGCUCCCCGAGAAGGAGAACUUGCAAUUUAAUCAGUGUUAUAUAGCUUCUUCAGGAAUUUUGGGCAGUGAGUGUGUUUUGAGAAGUCCUACAAGGGAGGAACUAGGUAGAAGAACAUGAUUUGUUGGACCAUGUCAGCUGGCCCUGGAAACGGUCCUCUCAUUAUUUUGUCAUUUGUGUGGGUUAGGCUAAAUUGCGAAUGGAGGAAAGAGUUACAAUGAUUGGUGAAAAGGGGUGUUGUUGCUGAUGCCUUAAAUUUUACCCUUUAGUGGUAGCAAUUCUAGUUUAUCGGAAUUUAUCUUGUAUAACUGCGAGUGUGCAAGACAUCGAAAAACUCAAAUAAGCAAAAUUGAUUAACAUUUUUGCGAGCA